This is a messenger RNA of Glarea lozoyensis ATCC 20868, 3579 nucleotides long. Its product is annotated as FYVE/PHD zinc finger. Bases 1 to 3579 code for a protein of 1192 amino acids. Gene Ontology annotation, cellular component: Rpd3S complex. Gene Ontology annotation, biological process: regulation of transcription by RNA polymerase II. The record is from RefSeq and is a predicted model, not a curated record. NCBI's taxonomy places the organism in Eukaryota, Fungi, Ascomycota, Leotiomycetes, Helotiales, Helotiaceae. The transcript has 6 exons.
AUGUCCUUCUCAGGGCGACCAACUCGGAGCCGAGUGUCGAGUCCUUUCGUUCCUAAGCCUACCAAUGGUGCACCUGAGCCAUCAGAGAGGGUGGCAGAUGUCACUCAGAAAAAGACGUUUAUGGAUCGGUGGGUUGAGCCUGCUCGAGCACCACCUCGCCCGAGCUUUGCAGAGGCAGGUUUUGAAAGAGGAGGUACGGUUGCAAACAUGGCACCACUGGGGACGCUUCCAAGCUCGAAGGUGAUGAAGUCUGCGGCUAGAGCUGAGUUCAGAGACGGUGCGGAUCGUGUUAGAAGAUCCGAAGCCUCGAAUGCGACGACUCCAGAAACUCCAGAUCCACAACCAUAUGCUACACGUCAACGAUCACUUUCAAUAAAGCCUGAACUGGCCCUAAUUUCCCCACAGACACCGCGGGACCAGAUGAGUCUUCCCUCAACCCCCCAAAAAAUGGACGAGAAGAUGGAGGAGCCCGUUGGUGAACCUAUGUUGGAGCAAGAAGAGGAGGUGGCCGAAUCUUCACAUUCCCCAUUACAAGAGCCAACAAAACCAACGCGAAGCUCCAUGUCUUUGUCCUCGCCCGCUCCAUACCAUAGUCGUGGUCGUUCCGAUGUUUUCACGCCGGAGAUUGGACCAGAUGGUCAGCUUGCAAUCGAUGUAAAAUUGACAGAUCGUGUUGUCGAGGCAUCUGUCCAGAAAGCCCUGGACCACCAACGGUAUCCUACAGCCUAUGCUCUACGCACUCUCUACGACGAGUUACAAAACGACCCCAACUUCAUAAGGCUCAUCGAAUCUGCUUACCACGAACGCGCCAGUGAAGACGAACUGACGUUUCUGGAAAAGAAGCUACGGAAAAAGAAGAGGGAAGGCAAAAAGGACCGGACUGGCGAAUAUUACUUCAACGGAGACGGAAGCGACCCAGCGCCAGCUCAACGACCUCUCUUGUCUACAGUGAGCGCUGCACUAACGUACGACACGAUGCCUAACCUCAGACCUGGCUCUGCGCGAUCAUUUGGCGAACAAACUCGUGAUGUAUCAAUGCUCUCAUCUGCAUCGCCUGUCAACUGGCCACGUGAACUUGAUUAUUUCAGGGCGCCACUGGCUCAUACAUCUCCGUACACUACGAAGCCGCAGCCGUACACAUCGAUAUAUGGAAAACCACCCGCUUCCAAGAAGGAGGAUGGACCUGUUAACGGUGCCUCGACCCCCUUGAGCGGACACGAGAGAUCUGGCUCUGUGACCAGCUCCUCAUCGCUAUCUUCAAUGGACGAUGAGACACUCCAGAGUCUUGAUCCUGUUGCAGAUGGAGAGACGGCUGAUGCAGAGAACACUACUGGCAACACACCUCGUCGCAAAGGCCGAGGAAAGCGUGGCGCUGCACAGAAACCGGAGAGCGAGGGCAAGAAUCGCUUGGCUGCGGGCCACCGUAAAAGUGCUACGUCGGCACCCCUUCUCGCCAAAACGAACGCAAAUGCGCAUAAUACUAGGGCGAAAAGCGAUAAUAGCAGCUCUCGCAAUUCCACGCCCGCCGAGACCCUUGUUCCCAAUGGUCACAAAUCGUCAAAGGCACAGCCAAUCCCUUCCGCGCCGCCAACCAAAAACAAAACGAGCGCCCCAAGAACGUUUACUUUCUCAACUGCCCCUGUUACGUCCACCUCAACCUCUUCUCCUACGCCCACCACCUUAUCGUCGUCCGCGCAGCCACCCUCCACUAAUAAUAAUAAUUCAUCUCAACACGACGGUGACAUGGCUCCGGCUCGUCUCUUGCCGGAAUCAGUCACCACCUCAGUAUCAUCAAAAUCAGAUGCUCCAACCUUGCCCACGUUCAAGACCAAGUCUCAGGGGAAGGCAAAGCAUCGUCCGCAGGACGAGAAGCACGAGAAGCACGAGAAAGACAUUUUGGAAAAGAAGCGUGCUGCGAGGGAAAAAACAAAUAACUCAGCUAAGAUUCUCGAGAGCUUCGAGCGUCAUCAGCUUGCUCCUCCACCUCCCCAUAUUGAAGAGGCCGCUUCAGAGAACGGUGAACUCGUCCCUGCUCCAGCGAAAAAGCCGAUCAAGAAGCGCAUCAUCCUCAACACCAGCACCAGAGAAACAAGGAAUCGUUACAAUCACAACGACUCAGAAAACAGCUCUCCUACUCUUCUAUCAUUUCAACCAGACCUUGCACCAGGAUCUUUAUCGAACUCUCGUGCUGGCACGCCAAUCGCUGGUGGUCGGCCAACCAGAAGAGCGAAGACGGGCUCAGGUCUACGUGUCAAAACCUCGCCGGUGAAGAAGAAAGGUGGUAUUGUAGCCGGCAUUCCUCGAGCAAGCGGUGAACGCAACAGCCCGUCGGGUGUUGGUGCUGGGCCUUCAGAAAGCAAGGAUGACAACGACGACUACUGUGCAGCGUGUGGUGGCAACGGGGAACUGGUUUGCUGCGAUGGGUGCAACCGAGCAUUUCACUUCAAAUGUGUCGACCCACCGAUGAUCGAAAAUUCGUCACAGGACUCGUGGUAUUGCAAUACAUGCGAUUUUGCUCACAACCCUCCUGAGAAGGACGAAAGCAAGAACUCUACGUUUGGCCCCCUUCUCCACAACCUCAAAUUCAAGAACCCGAGCGCGUUUCAUCUUCCGAAGUCAAUUCGAGAGUGCUUUGAAGGCGUUGUCACAGGCGCAGAGGGCGAGUACGAAGAACCUGCUCCUCCAAAACCAAAGAACCGCGGCGGUUAUGAUGAAGCCCCAGAUUAUUUCCGCACGAAAGACAGCAAAGGCAAAUUGAUCGUUUGCCAUAGAUGCAAUGGAAUAGCAUCUGCCCCUGAUCGCAUGAUCAUUCCUUGCAGCUUUUGUAGUCUGUAUUGGCAUCUUGAUUGUCUGGACACUCCUAUGGCGAAAGAACCGCACUUGGCGAGGCAAUGGAGAUGCCCAGCACAUGUCGACGAUAUCAUGGAUGUGCUGCCUGCAAAGCUUGGCCCAGCGCAUCGAUGGCGGAAGCUGAAAGGAGCUGUUCCCGUUACGCCUACAAUUCCUCGUGGCAGCAAGAACAACGGCCACAUCGAGAUUGAGGAAUCUUCUCUUGUUGAUGAUGAAAACAGGGGAUUCUAUAAUGACACGCAGUUCGGUACUGUUUAUAAAUUGCCCGAGGAAGGCUUGAAGCUCGACUUCAUUUCCAAGGUCAAGCAACAAGGUGGCGGCAUUUCCCGGUCUGGGUAUAUGAACCGUCAAACGUCAGCAACAACCGUCCCGGCCCUUCAUAGCCGAAGUCUAGUUGAACAGCAAACAGCACUCACUCUUGCUGCUCUUGCUACAGAAGGUCCUGAUCUCAGUAUUGAUAACCUUACGAAAACUUUAGUGAGAUUCGCACCUCCAGAGGUCAUGACGAUGAUAAGUCAAGUCGAUUCAAGCGCCAUCGCUUCCAAGGCGAUACCCGAGAGUGACAGAAAAAACCUUAUGGUUGUGCAAGAGUGGAUCAAAAAUGUGCUGGCAACAUCGCCUGCCACGGAAGUUGGUGAGGACGUAGACGACCCCGAUCAACCUGCACGGAAAAGACAAAAGACCAGCAAUGGUACCCACGAAGACGAGGAUGCUACCAUGUUACUUUGA